Molecule: messenger RNA, 1921 nt
Organism: Astyanax mexicanus (Mexican tetra)
Lineage: Eukaryota; Metazoa; Chordata; Actinopteri; Characiformes; Acestrorhamphidae
Gene: alg2
Product: ALG2 alpha-1,3/1,6-mannosyltransferase
Exons: 3
Coding region: 88-1299 (403 amino acids)
Molecular function (GO): alpha-1,3-mannosyltransferase activity; GDP-Man:Man(1)GlcNAc(2)-PP-Dol alpha-1,3-mannosyltransferase activity
Source: RefSeq, a predicted model, not a curated record
UUUUCGAGGCACAUUUCGGCGGGUAGCACAACUCGACAGAACACCGGGCUGCAUUUCCACCUCUCAGCUUGAGACGCAGCCGGCAGGAUGGUCCGGGUGGUGUUCCUGCACCCUGAUCUGGGUAUCGGGGGUGCGGAGCGGCUGGUGGUGGAUGCUGCUGUAGCGUUGAUCUCUCGCGGCUGCAGUGUUCAGAUCUGGACGGCACACUAUGAUCCACAACACUGCUUCUCAGAGACGCUCUCGCCGGACCUGCCUGUGGUGUGUGCCGGCGACUGGUUACCCACCAGUGUGUUUGGGUACUUCCAUGCUAUCUGUGCUUACCUGCGCAUGAUUUAUGUAGCGUUUUAUCUGGUGUUUCUGAGCGGAGAGGAGUUUGAUGUUGUCUUCUGUGACCAGGUGUCAGCAUGCAUUCCUGUGCUGCGUCUGGCUCGCCACAAGAAGAAGGUCCUGUUCUACUGUCACUUUCCCGACCAGUUACUGACUCAGCGUCGCUCGCUGCUGAAGCGCCUCUACCGCGCUCCCAUCGACCGCCUGGAGGAGCUGACCACUGGCAUGGCUGACCGCAUCGUGGUCAACAGCAAAUUCACGGCUGGUGUUUUUAAAGACACUUUCCCUAAUCUGACCGGGAUCCACACGGAUGUCCUGUACCCCUCUCUGAACUUUGCUUCUUUUGAUGUAGAAGUGGAGGAAGAUCUUUCUGGUCUUCUUCCUGAGGGCCGGCGGGUCCUUUUCCUGUCGAUUAACAGAUAUGAGCGAAAGAAGAACCUGCCGCUGGCUUUGCAGGCGUUAGGCGCUUUGAGGGACCAGGUUUCCUCAAAACAGUGGGAGCAGGUACAUCUGGUGAUGGCUGGUGGAUACGAUGAGCGUGUGGUUGAGAAUGUUCAGCACUAUGAAGAGCUUCGCUCUCUGGCGGCCUCUUUGGGCGUGGAAGAGCACGUGACAUUCCUGCGCUCCUUCUCAGACCGUCAGAAAGUGGCUCUUCUUCACGGUAGCUGCUGUGUGCUCUACACUCCCAGCAACGAACACUUCGGCAUCGUGCCGGUGGAGGCCAUGUACACUCGCUGUCCUGUUAUUGCCGUUCGCUCUGGUGGUCCGCUAGAGUCUGUGGCACAUGGGGAAACUGGCUUCUUGUGCGAUCCCACUCCUGAAAGCUUCUCAGAGGCGAUGGGUCACUUUUUGACGGAGCCGGGACUCAAGCAGCGCCUGGGCCAGGCCGGACGUGACAGAGUCAUAAAGCGCUUCUCUCUGGAGGCCUUCACUGAUCAGCUCUACAGACACAUCCUCAGCCUCACCGAUUGAUGGUAUGACAUCACCGACAUCACCACCACCACCGAAUGGCUGUGAUCCGGCAGCAGAAGCAGCAGCAUUCCUCUGUGCAGGUUGCCUUGGAGGGGUCAAUGAAAGAAUGCGCUCGUUAAUUAGAGAAAAGAGCAGUGAACGAAUGGGCAGUUUUAACCUGUCUCGGACUCCGGCCAAAGGGACAAUGCAGACCCCGGCUUGGAUAGGGCCAGAAUGUGGAGCAGCCGUCUGACUGAGAGGUUAAUGAAUUACUGUUUGCUGGCUACAUUGAUCGCGUGUGUCAUCUCAGGGCCCUGAAGAGUGUGUGUGUGUGUGUGUGUGUGUCUUUUGCCUGCGGACCAUUAGAGAGUUUCUGGGGCAGGAAUCGAUGGGGAGUAUUUCUGUGCCCCGCUCCGUCUUAAAGCAUCUCAGCCUUUGUUCAGUAAUAACAAUAGCGGCUGUUAUUUCAGCCUGAAACUAGUGGAGCUCAUAAGUUAGUUAACUGUGAGGAAAGUUCUCUCAGAGACAAAGGGCCACGCUUCUGUAUUGGUUUUUGGGAUUGUUACUGACUCUCUGUGUGACUCUUUCUCAUAGAUGCUAUUGAUAUGAAGCUGAGGUCAUCAUUAAAAAGAAAUGAUGCACA